GGGCAGCCUCGGGGUCCUUUCUCGCAGUCGUCGCCCGCGAACAUGGCGGCUGCCUACAGCCGAGUCCUCCUGCGCGGGGGAGUCAGAGGGCUUCUGCGGCCGCGACUUGCCGGAGACCCCCCCGGGCUCGAGCGCGACUUCAGCCUCUCUGACUGUCGGGGCACCGUGAUCGUGGAGCGCUGGUGGAAGGUGCCGCUGGCCGGGGAGGGCCGGAAGCCGCGCCUACACCGGCGACACCGCGUCUACAAGCUGGUGGAGGACACGAAGCACCGGCCCAAAGACAACCUGGAGCUCAUCCUCACGCAGUCGGUGGAGGAAAUUGGAGUUCGUGGUGACCUGGUGUCAGUGAAGAAAUCGUUGGGCCGGAAUCGGCUUCUUCCUCAAGGUCUGGCUGUAUACGCCUCCCCAGAAAACAGGAAGGUGUAUGAAGAAGAGAAACGGUUAAGACAAGAAGGAAAAUUAGAGAAGAUCCAAACCAAGGCAGGUGAAGCGACAGUGAAAUUUCUAAGAAGCUGUCAUCUGGAAGUGGGGAUGAAGAACAAUGUCAAGUGGGAACUAAACCCUGAAAUAGUUGCUCGCCACUUCCUUAGAAAUCUUGGUGUUGUGGUCGCCCCACAUGCAUUAAAAUUACCAGAAGAGCCUAUCACACGUUGGGGCGAGUACUGGUGUGAAGUGACGGUGAAUGGGCUUGACACUGUGAGGGUGCCUAUGUCUGUCGUGAACUUUGAGAAGCCCAAGACGAAAAGAUACAAGCAUUGGCUGGCCCAACAAGCUGUCAAUGCCCCGACCAGCUCCAAGACACUCUGAAACUACUGUUGCUUGAAUGCAGGGAAGCAGAGCCAGAGGGAUACAGAGGGGCCAGCACUCUGAUCUCACUCCCAGCUCUGACCAAAACAUGGAAUGUUAAAGCACAUAUGGGGACAUUGAUUUUUUUUUUCAUUCCUUUGAUUUCAAAUAGGGUCAGUCUGUCUGUGUGAUCAGAGAGACAUCACAGCACUGGAGUUUCUCUCAGUCUCACAGCGCUCCCCUGUGGUGUUAGAAUUCAAACUCAGCCCUUGCAUGACAAAGCACCUGCCCCCCCCAGCUGAACUCUCUUUCAGCCCUGGGCUGGUGGUUGGCUAACCUGAUGAUUAAUACACAGAAGCAGCCUAGAUCGUAAUGAACCUCGUCCUCCAUUGGAAUCCACUAGAACAAAAGGAAAAACCAGCUGCCAUCUCUUUUACUUGACUCAUUCUCAUCACCCAAACAGCAUUUGUGUCACAAAAAGAAAUAAAGAGGCUGUGUCCUUUUUAAA
This is a messenger RNA of Erinaceus europaeus (western European hedgehog), 1294 nucleotides long. RefSeq names its product mitochondrial ribosomal protein L9 (gene MRPL9). Gene Ontology annotation, molecular function: structural constituent of ribosome. Gene Ontology annotation, biological process: translation. Gene Ontology annotation, cellular component: mitochondrion; ribosome. The transcript has 7 exons. The record is from RefSeq and is a predicted model, not a curated record. The coding region runs from base 43 to 807 and encodes 254 amino acids. Lineage: Eukaryota; Metazoa; Chordata; Mammalia; Eulipotyphla; Erinaceidae.